Botrytis byssoidea is the source of this 1128-nucleotide messenger RNA. RefSeq lists its product as uncharacterized. NCBI's taxonomy places the organism in Eukaryota, Fungi, Ascomycota, Leotiomycetes, Helotiales, Sclerotiniaceae. The record is from RefSeq and is a predicted model, not a curated record. Gene Ontology annotation, biological process: mitochondrial proton-transporting ATP synthase complex assembly. Bases 1 to 1128 code for a protein of 375 amino acids. The transcript is spliced from 2 exons. Gene Ontology annotation, cellular component: mitochondrion.
AUGAAGCGCAUUAGUCAACUACCGGUGGUAAAUGGCUUGAAAGGCCUACGAAUCUCUCGUGGUCAAAGUUUAGCUCCAUUGAGCAAACGAUGUAUCCACACAACACCACCUUCGCCCGCAACAGUUGCGCCUGCGGCAUUCACAGCAUCUGGCCCGCCACCAGCCGCGCCAACUCCCAGUGCCGAGCAUGUCGAUAUUAGGGUCGCAAGGAAGAGGAAGCAAGCAGAGCUACUUAAGAAGGGCCAAGAUAUGAGAGCUGUAGCUAAUGGUAAAGGUGGUGGAACUGCGAAACUCAAGAGGUUCUGGAAGGAUGUUAAUGUACAGGAUACGGAAGAGGGUUUACAAAUAUUCCUUGACAAACGAGCUCUCCGAAGACCUUCCAAAGAUAUCCUCACAGUACCACAUCAUAAACCACAUUUGGCAUCUGCCAUCGCCCUUGAAUGGGAUCUACUUGUAUCUGCACAACAAGCUUUGAAGACUCACCUUAUACCGAUGACUUCACUCGUGAACCGCGCUCUCGAUAUUAUAGAUGAAGAAAAGGAGGGGGGAGACUUAAUCAGGACUCAUAUUGUUACAACCGUAAUGCGAUAUCUCGAUACCGAUUCACUUUUGUGCUGGGCGCCUGAAGCACCUGAAGAUCCACCAGGAUAUGAAACACAUGUUGAUAGAGUAGAGAGUCUGCGAAGCAUUCAAAGGAAAUCUGCAGAGCCUAUUAUUCAGUUCUUGUCUGAGAAGGUAUGGCCUGGGGUAGAACUUAUUCCAGUCUUAGAUGCGGAUAGUAUCGUACCUAAGAGUCAACCCCAAAUGACCAAGGAUAUAGUAAGAGGAUGGGUUUCUGGAUUACCUCCAUUCGAGCUUGCAGGAUUGGAGAGAGGUGUGUUGGCUGGAAAGAGUUUACUUGGAGCUGCACGAUUAGUAGUAGAAUGGAGUGCUGAGUUGGCGCAUUUACGAGAUGAAGCUGCUGAGAAGAAAUUUGGUGUAGAGGAGGCGGCCAAAGCUGCAAGUUUAGAGGUAGACUGGCAGACCGGUAUGUGGGGAGCUGUUGAAGAUACACAUGAUGUUGAGAGGGAAGAUAUUAGAAGGCAAUUGGGAAGUGUAGUAUUACUUGUAUCCGGGGCAAGAAAUUAG